AUGUCUGUUGUGGGCUCAUUAAUAUUCUGCACUGAUUGUGGUAAUUUAUUGGAUACUGUGGGAUCCAAAUCCACUUUAAAUUGUAAAUUAUGUCAUAAAUCAUACCCAACAUCAAAUUUUGCAAAUUUGAAGGUCAUCACCCAAUCUUCCGAAGAUGCAUUCCCAUCGGCUUUAAAGAUGAAGAGAUCGGUUGUUAAGACCUCUUUAAAGAAUGAUGAAUUAGAGGAAGGUGCAACUAUCAAGGAAAAGUGUCCAAAGUGUGGUACUGAGGAAAUGCAAUAUCAUGUGUUACAGUUGAGAUCUGCUGAUGAAGGUGCUACUGUUUUCUACACCUGUACCGGUUGUGGAUACCGAUUCAGAACUAAUAAUUGA
Messenger RNA from Debaryomyces hansenii CBS767, 372 nucleotides. It is a transcript of the gene RPA12, whose product is annotated as DNA-directed RNA polymerase I core subunit. Lineage: Eukaryota; Fungi; Ascomycota; Pichiomycetes; Serinales; Debaryomycetaceae. Bases 1 to 372 code for a protein of 123 amino acids. The record is from RefSeq and is a predicted model, not a curated record. Gene Ontology annotation, molecular function: DNA-directed RNA polymerase activity; zinc ion binding; nucleic acid binding. Gene Ontology annotation, biological process: termination of RNA polymerase I transcription; DNA-templated transcription. Gene Ontology annotation, cellular component: RNA polymerase I complex. The transcript has a single exon.